AUGUCACAUAACAGUACUGUAGGACCUAAGAUGUCACAUAACAGUACUGAAGGACCUAAGAUGUCACAUAACAGUACUGAAGGACCUAAGAUGUCACAUAACAGUACUGUAGGUGCUAAGAUGUCACAUAACAGUACUGAAGGUCCUAAGAUGUCACAUAACAGUACUGAAGGUCCUAAGAUGUCACAUAACAGUACUGUAGGUCUUAAGAUGUCACAUAACAGUACAGUAGGACCUAAGAUGUCACAUAACAGUACUGUAGGUCCUAAGAUGUCACAUAACAGUACUGAAGGUCCUAAGAUGUCACAUAACAGUACUGUAGGACCUAAGAUGUCACAUAACAGUACUGAAGGUCCUAAGAUGUCACAUAACAGUACUGAAGGUCCUAAGAUGUCACAUAACAGUACUGUAGGUCUUAAGAUGUCACAUAACAGUACUGAAGGUCCUAAGAUGUCACAUAACAGUACUGAAGGUCCUAAGAUGUCACACAACAGUACUGUAGGACCUAAGAUGUCACAUAACAGUACUGAAGGUCCUAAGAUGUCACAUAACAGUACUGAAGGUCCUAAGAUGUCACAUAACAGUACUGUAGGUCUUAAGAUGUCACAUAACAGUACUGAAGGUCCUAAGAUGUCACAUAACAGUACUGAAGGUCCUAAGAUGUCACAUAACAGUACUGUAGGACCUAAGAUGUCACAUAACAGUACUGUAGGACCUAAGAUGUCACAUAACAGUACUGAAGGACCUAAGAUGUCACAUAACAGUACUGUAGGACCUAAGAUGUCACAUAACAGUACUGAAGGUCCUAAGAUGUCACAUAACGGUACUGUAGGACCUAAGAUGUCACAUAACAGUACUGUAGGUCCUAAGAUGUCACAUAACAGUACUGUAGGUCCUAAGAUGUCACAUAACAGUACUAUAGGUCCUAAGAUGUCACAUAACAGUACUGAAGGUCCUAAGAUGUCACAUAACAGUACUGUAGGACCUAAGAUGUCACUUAACGGUACUGUAGGACCUAAGAUGUCACAUAACGGUACUGUAGGUCCUAAGAUGUCACAUAACAGUACUGUAGGACCUAAGAUGUCACAUAACGGUACUGUAGGACCUAAGAUGUCACUUAACGGUACUGUAGGACCUAAGAUGUCACAUAACAGUACUGUAGGUCCUAAGAUGUCACAUAACAGUACUAUAGGUCCUAAGAUGUCACUUAACGAAGAUGGUGAGGUGCGUGAAGCUGUGUGUAUAGAAGAUGGUGAGGUGCGUGAAGCUGUGUGUAUAGAAGAUGGUGAGGUGCGUGAAGCUGUGUGUAUAGAAGAUGGUGAGGUGCGUGAAGCAGUGUGUAUAGAAGAUGGUGAGGUGCGUGAAGCUGUGUGUAUAGAAGAUGGUGAGGUGCGUGAAGCUGUGUGUAUAGAAGAUGGUGAGGAGCCCAGCGUGCAGGAGCCCAGCGUGCAGGAGCCCAGCGUGGAGGAGCCCAGCGUGGAGGAGCCCAGCGUGGAGGAGCCCAACGUGGAGGAGCCCAGCGUGGAGGAGCCCAACGUGGAGGAGCCCAGCGUGCAGGAGCCCAACGUGGAGGAGCCCAGCGUGGAGGAGCCCAGCGUGGAGCAGCCCAGCGUGCAGGAGCCCAGCGUGGAGGAGCCCAGCGUGGAGGAGCCCAACGUGGAAGAGCUCAGCGUGCAACAGCCCAGCAUGGAGCAGCCCAGCGUGCAGGAGCCCAGCGUGGAGGAACCCAGCGUGGAGGAGCCCAACGUGGAAGAGCUCAGCGUGCAACAGCCCAGCGUGCAACAGCCCAGCGUGGAGCAGCCCAGCGUGGAGGAACCCAGCGUGGAGGAACCCAGCGUGCAGGAGCCCAGCGUGCAGGAGCCCAGCGUGCAGGAGCCCAGCGUGCAGGAGCCUAGCGUGCAGGAGUCCAACGUGCAGGAGCCCAGCGUGGAGGAGCCCAGCGUGGAGGAGCUCAACUUGCAUGAGCCCAGCGUGCAGGAGCCCAGCGUGGAGGAGCCCAGCGUGGAGAAGCCCAGCGUCGUGCAGGAGCCCAGCGUGGAGGAGCAUAACGUGGAGGAGCCCAGCGUGGAGGAGCCCAGCGUACAGGAACCCAGCGUGGAGGAGCCCAGCGUGGAGGAGCCCAGCGUGGAGGAGCCCAGCGUGGAGGAGCCCAGCGUGGAGGAGCCCAGCGUGGAGGACCCCAGCGUGCAGGAGCCCAGCGUGGAGGAGCCCAGCGUGCAGGAGCCCAGCGUGGAGGAGCCCAGCGUGCAGGAGCCCAGCGUGCAGGAGCCCAGCGUGGAGGACCCCAGCGUGCAGGAGCCCAGCGUGCAGGAGCCCAGCGUGCAGGAGCCCAGCGUGGAGGAGCCCAGCGUGCAGGAGCCCAGCGUGGAGGAGCCCAGCGUGCAGGAGCCCAGCGUGCAGGAGCCCAGCGUGGAGGAGCCCAGCGUGCAGGAGCCCAGCGUGGAGGAGCCCAGCGUGGAGGAGCCCAGCGUGGAGGAGCCCAGCGUGGAGGAGCCUCGUCUCUCAUAA
Messenger RNA from Procambarus clarkii (red swamp crayfish), 2508 nucleotides. The record is from RefSeq and is a predicted model, not a curated record. Lineage: Eukaryota; Metazoa; Arthropoda; Malacostraca; Decapoda; Cambaridae.